CUCUGAUACAAGUGGGAAUAAGGGUGUGAAUACCAGACAGGAUCCUUGCAGCGCGUGAAGGAGCUGAGAUUUUGUGUAUAUAUCACGGUUCUAAUCUUGGAUGACUUUGCAUAUCAGGGUUCUGCCUUGGAAUUUCUGUGCCAAUCUUCGCCUGUCUUAUAUACCUCUAGAGCAAAGUCCAGACAUCGAGGCCCCAGAGGAGAUAGGCCCUCUUCCCAUCGCCUAGAUGUCCAUACUGCAGGUCACACUGUGUGCUAGUGACGGGAGUGGGAAUGGAGGAAGCAUCAGUGGUCAACCUGGUGAGGACACAUUGGAUCACACUGUCAGGCCUUUCCAAACGUCCAAUACGCAAUUGCCAACAAUAAAUGCGGAGAAUGUGGGCGACCCCACGUCCGACACCCGGCAGAUAAGGCAACAUCGUGCCAGCAUUGGCGGGAAGAAGGUAAUAGCGCGGACAUUGCCACACGCUUCUUCUUCAUCUCUGAACUCCCUUAGCAGUCAAAUGGCCAGCUCAAAGCUAGACGGGGCCAACCCAAGCGCCGAGGAUACAGAUCCAGGCGCACGAAGCUCUGAUGAAUCCCGUCAGGGCCAGUACUCGCUCUUCCUGCAAGUAUUCAGCUGGCUGCAGAACGAAAGGACCAAGCUGGCUACUCGAAGGCAGAAAGUUGGAGAUGAACAUGGGUCCGCGGAAGCGCCGGAUUCGAACACUUCCGAGUCUAGAACGGAUGACAUGGAGUUCGCCCUGGACCAGCUUGAGCGUAUACUGGCACAAUACUCGAGUUCUCGGGAGAAUAUUCGUCCUAGAGGUUCAAUGACACCGAAGCAACGGGCAGCAGCAGUCAAGAAACUACGACGAGGAUCCCAUUCCGAUUCUGACUACACGGACACUGAUCAAGGUGUACCUGGCGCCGAUGUUACCUUGGAUAAUUCCAAGGCACUUCUCUAUUCCGGCGGCGAGGCGGAUAGUGACGUCGACGCUCUCGAAGUUAAGCCCUCAGCUAAGGAUCGCGAGAACUGGCUGAAAUUUAAAUUCGAAGUCGUCCGUUUGGUUCAUACAUUAGGGCUCAAGGGUUGGAGAAGGGUACCCUUGGAGGUCAGCGGCGAAGUAGAAGUCGUGCGCCUAAGCGGAGCAUUGACCAAUGCUGUUUACGUCGUUUCACCGCCCAAAAAACUUCCGAUGGCUCAAAGAUCAGAGACGUCGUUGCCAUCAGUGCCGCGAAAACCUCCACCGAAGCUUCUCCUCCGUGUUUAUGGGCCUCAGGUGGAACACCUUAUCGACAGAGAGCGCGAGCUGCAGAUUCUCCGUCGUUUAGGAAAGAGGAAUAUCGGACCCCGUGUUUUGGGUACUUUCAACAACGGACGUUUCGAACAGUAUUUCCAUGCAAAACCUCUAACCACUAAAGAACUACGUGUUCCCGAGACCUCCAAGCAAAUCUCAAAACGCAUGAGAGAGCUUCAUGACGGCAUCGAUCUACUCCCAGAAGAGCGAGAGAGUGGACCCUCCUUGUGGAAAAACUGGGAUAAAUGGGUCGGACGCUGUGAGAAGGUUACUACCUGGCUGGAUCAAGAGAUCCUGAAUGGUAAUAAUAGCUCAAAGGCUUCCAAUGAGCCCUGGAGAUCGCGCGGUUUCGUCUGCUGCGUUCCAUGGCAGAGCUUCCGGGCCGUGGUGGAUAGGUAUCGGAAAUGGCUGGAAGAACAUUUUGGCGGCGCAGGGGAGAUUUCCAAACGGCUGGUAUUUGCGCACAACGAUACACAAUAUGGCAACCUUCUCCGACUACAACCUAGCGAAGAGUCACCGCUGUUGCUCCCCGCCAACGAACAUAAGCAGCUGAUUGUCAUUGACUUUGAGUAUGCAUCCGCUAACAUGCGUGGUGUCGAGUUUGCGAAUCAUUUUACCGAGUGGUGUUAUAAUUAUCAUGACGCAGAACGUCCAUGGGCAUGCCAUACAAAUUGGUAUCCCACCCAGGAAGAACAGGAACGGUUCAUCCGGGCAUAUCUGCGUCACCAAUCCCGUCUGACAGCUCAACCUGCGGACAUCUCCACUCCACCUGCAACCCACCCAUCUGUUUCAGUUACCCGACCAACUUACACUAGCAGCCCGCGUGUACCCCCAUUCCUUCUUGAUACUUACGUUCCUGGAGUGAACCCGCCUCUCACAGAUUACGAGAAUCGUGAUCCAGCCGAAGAAGCUGAAGUGCAGCAGCUUCUCCACGAGACACGUUUGUGGCGGGUUGCGAACUCAGUGCAGUGGAUAGCAUGGGGAAUCGUGCAAGCACAUGUCCCCGGAAUGAAUAUAGCUCUUUCUAAACAGGACACCGCAAAUAUUCCGGCCCCUGGAAGCUCUGUUCCUAGCGAACCAGAGAAGAGCGAUGAGCAGCAAUCGACCGAUUAUGCUCAGGAGGUUAACCAUGAACAGGUGAAGCAAGAAGUCGAGGCUGAAGAGGCGGCUGAUGAGUUCGACUAUCUCGCCUACGCGCAGGAUCGGGCUCUUUUUUUCUGGUCCGAUCUACUGGCAUUGGGAUUCAUAAAGGAGGAAGAAUUACCGGCGGACAUGAUAGAAGAUAUCAAGAAACGGGUGAUUGAUUAUUAAUGAGUUAAUUUUAGGCCGUGAUCACGCACGACAGGAAUUAUCAGUCGAGCUGUGUCAGGCACCUCAUUUUGGUCGAAGCAUCAGCGCCACUGCUCGCGUUCUAUGUAGAUUACCAGCGCCGCACUUUUGUAUAUACCAUCUCUGCUAGGUGCUGCUGGUAAUAUAUGUUUAAUUUGGACGUU
This is a messenger RNA of Coccidioides posadasii C735 delta SOWgp, 2772 nucleotides long. RefSeq lists its product as uncharacterized. The record is from RefSeq and is a predicted model, not a curated record. Gene Ontology annotation, cellular component: cytoplasm. Gene Ontology annotation, molecular function: ethanolamine kinase activity; choline kinase activity. Lineage: Eukaryota; Fungi; Ascomycota; Eurotiomycetes; Onygenales; Onygenaceae. Gene Ontology annotation, biological process: phosphatidylethanolamine biosynthetic process; phosphatidylcholine biosynthetic process.